Messenger RNA from Triticum aestivum (bread wheat), 963 nucleotides. RefSeq names its product signal peptidase complex catalytic subunit SEC11C. The transcript is spliced from 6 exons. The coding region runs from base 95 to 604 and encodes 169 amino acids. Lineage: Eukaryota; Viridiplantae; Streptophyta; Magnoliopsida; Poales; Poaceae. The record is from RefSeq and is a predicted model, not a curated record. Gene Ontology annotation, cellular component: membrane; signal peptidase complex. Gene Ontology annotation, molecular function: serine-type endopeptidase activity.
GCUAGCUGCAAGCGAGAUCACACGUUCGCUGGAAAACUAGACUCGGUCGUAAAACCACUUGUGUUUAACCCCCAUCGUCCACUCGAGAAGAGCUAUGAAGAUCCGGCACGCGCUCACCCAAUCCGUCACCUUCCUCGUCAUGGUCGUUGCAUUGUUGGUGCUGGUGCCGGAGGGAACGAUGCUAGUGACGGGUGUCAAGACACCCGCUAUGGCGGUUCUGUCGGAAAGUAUGGAGCCUGCAAUUAGAAGGGGCGAUAUGGUGUUUGUGCACAACAUGAGCAAUGAACCUUUCCGCAUAGGAGAGAUCAUUCUUUUCAAAGUUGAUGGCUUUGAACAUCCAGUUGUCCAUCGUGUGAUCAAGGUUCACAAGCACCGGGAUACCGGAGAAAUUCGAAUACUCACCAAAGGAGACAACAAUUCAGUGGACGAUCAGUUUCUCUAUCCAGUUGGGCAGCCCUGGCUUCAGCCGCAUGAUAUUAUUGGACGGGUUGCGAGCUAUCUGCCAUAUGUUGGAUGGCCUAGUGUUUUCAUCAGCGAAGCUUAUAAGAUGUUGCAGAGUGGUGGAAGCACUACAACUCCACAAGUACACUGGGUCACAAUGUAACCGGGGCAGAUUUCUGUGGGUUGCUGUCAAAGUGUCCUGUUCAUAGUCAAGGAAUGCAUCAAGCCAUCGAGGAGUAUGUAAAACACACAUCAUUAUCAUAGUUUCCGCACAGAGUUAAUACAGCUCUCAGCUCUGUCUGUUUUGUCGAAGUCAAUUCAGUACACGGUCGACAUGAUUCUAACACCUUCUUUGGAAGGUAGAUUUUGAUGAAACAUGUAGUUUUUUUUUGCGGGGAGAUGAAACAUGUAGUUACAUGUAUACUUGUUGAGAAUGGAUUGACAUGCAAUUAAGUUUAUCCAUUUUUCAAUAAAAAAAAACACUUUCCCGAUGGACCAAUUGUAUGGAUACGGUGUAGUCCG